Chanos chanos (milkfish) is the source of this 5892-nucleotide messenger RNA. It is a transcript of the gene scn8aa, whose product is annotated as sodium channel, voltage gated, type VIII, alpha subunit a. Lineage: Eukaryota; Metazoa; Chordata; Actinopteri; Gonorynchiformes; Chanidae. The transcript is spliced from 26 exons. The record is from RefSeq and is a predicted model, not a curated record. Gene Ontology annotation, biological process: sodium ion transmembrane transport; membrane depolarization during action potential; neuronal action potential. Gene Ontology annotation, cellular component: plasma membrane; voltage-gated sodium channel complex. Gene Ontology annotation, molecular function: voltage-gated sodium channel activity. Bases 1 to 5892 code for a protein of 1963 amino acids.
AUGGCUGCACCCCUUUUUGCACCGCCAGGACCUGACAGCUUCAAAUACUUCACCCAGGAAUCGCUGGCCAACAUCGAGAAGCGUAUCGCUGAGGAGAAAGCCAAGCCUCCACCCAAGCCAGACAGCAGUUACCGCGAUGAUGACGAUGAAAACAAACCUAAGCCUAACAGUGACCUGGAGGCGGGCAAAAGUCUGCCCUUCAUCUAUGGUGACAUCCCUUCUGGCAUGGUGGCGACACCAUUGGAGGACUUGGACCCUUUUUACAUGAAUCAGAAAACAUUUAUAGUGGUAAAUAAAGGAAAAACAAUCUUCCGCUUUAGUGCCACACCCUCCUUGUACAUGAUCAGUCCUUUUAAUAUUUUUAGGCGAAUAGCUAUUAAAAUUUUGAUACAUUCAGUCUUCAGCAUGAUCAUUAUGUGUACAAUUUUGACCAACUGUGUAUUCAUGACUUUUAGUAAUCCUCCUGAGUGGUCCAAACAAGUGGAGUACACCUUCACUGGCAUUUAUACCUUUGAAUCGUUGGUAAAAAUCGUUGCUCGUGGAUUCUGUAUAGAUGACUUCACAUUCCUGAGAGAUCCCUGGAAUUGGCUGGAUUUCAUGGUGAUCUCUAUGGCAUAUGUAACAGAGUUUGUGGACCUGGGGAAUGUAUCUGCGCUGAGAACCUUCAGAGUUCUCCGAGCAUUGAAAACUAUCUCUGUCAUUCCAGGUCUUAAGACCAUCGUUGGCGCCUUGAUCCAGUCGGUGAAGAAGCUGUCGGACGUGAUGAUUCUCACCGUCUUCUGCCUCAGUGUCUUUGCUCUUAUUGGCCUGCAGCUCUUCAUGGGGAACCUACGGCAAAAGUGUGUCAUAUGGCCAAUCGACAUCACCAACCUGUACCUGGCCAAUGGCAGCCGUGGCUUUGACUGGGAUGAGUACAUCAAUAAUGAGACCAAUUUCUACAUCCUUCCUGGUCAGCUGGAUGCUUUAUUAUGUGGGAACAGUUCAGAUUCGGGGCGUUGCCCGGAAGGUUACACAUGCAUGAAAGCUGGACGGAAUCCAAACUACGGUUACACCAGCUUUGACAGCUUUGGCUGGGCCUUCCUGGCUCUCUUCCGUCUCAUGACGCAGGACUACUGGGAAAAUUUGUACCAGCUGACCCUGAGGGCAGCAGGGAAGACAUACAUGAUCUUCUUUGUGCUGGUGAUCUUUGUGGGCUCAUUUUACCUGGUCAAUCUGAUUCUGGCUGUGGUGGCCAUGGCGUACGAGGAGCAGAACCAGGCCACCAUGGAGGAGGCAGAGCAGAAGGAGGCAGAGUUUAAGGCCAUGCUGGAGCAGCUUAAGAAACAGCAAGAGGAAGGCCAGGCCAACGCUAUGGCGACAUCGGCGGGAACAGUCUCUGAAGAUGCUGUGGAAGACGAUGGUGGAGAGAACUUGUCGUGCAGCUCCUCUGAGAUGUCCAAACUCAGCUCCAAAAGUGCCAAGGAGAGACGUAAUCGCAAAAAGAAGUGGAAACAGAAGGAGCAGGACAAGGAGAAGGGCGACAGUGAGAAGUUUGUCAAAUCCGACUCUGAUGAUGGGGGCAAGAGGAGUAGAUUCCGUUUCCCUGACAACCGCCUCGGGCGGAGGACCUCCAUCAUGAAUCAGUCUCUGCUCAGCAUACCCGGCUCUCCGUUCCUUUCCCGUCACAACAGCAAGAGUAGCAUCUUUAGCUUCAAGGGCCGCUGUAAGGACGCCGGCUCGGAGAACGAGUUCGCCGACGACGAGCACAGCACGGUGGAGGAAUGUGAGGAGCGCCGGGGCUCCCUCUUCAGCCCUUACCGGAGGAGCAGCUAUAGCAGCUACCACGGCAAACGCAACAGCACGGUGGACUGCAACGGCGUGGUGUCCCUGAUCGGCCCGGGCCCUGGUGGACGUCUACUGCCUGAGGUGAAAAUAGAUAAAGCAGCCUCUGACGACAGCCCAACCACUGAGAUUGAAAUCAAGAAAAAGCUCUCAGGAUCCCUUAUGGUUUCCGUGGACCAACUCAACACUUCGUUUGGGCGUAAAGAGCGAGCUAACAGCGUGAUGAGCGUCAUAACCAAUACAUUAGUAGAGGAACUGGAGGAGUCUCAGAGGAAAUGCCCGCCGUGCUGGUACAAAUUUGCAAACAACUUCCUUAUCUGGGAAUGUUCCCCCGUUUGGGUGAAGGUCAAGCAGAUUGUGAACCUGAUUGUGAUGGACCCCUUUGUGGACCUGGCCAUCACCAUCUGCAUCGUACUCAACACGCUCUUCAUGGCCAUGGAGCACUACCCAAUGACACCUCACUUUGAGGAGGUGCUGACCGUGGGUAACCUGGUGUUUACAGGAAUCUUCACUGCCGAAAUGGUUGCCAAAUUGGUCGCCAUGGAUCCAUAUUACUACUUCCAGGAGGGCUGGAAUAUCUUUGAUGGCUUCAUUGUGAGCCUGAGUUUGAUGGAGUUGGGCCUGGCUGACGUGGAGGGGUUGUCUGUGCUGAGAUCAUUCCGAUUGCUGAGAGUGUUUAAGCUGGCCAAGUCCUGGCCCACCCUCAACAUGUUGAUAAAGAUCAUUGGUAACUCUGUGGGAGCUCUGGGUAAUCUGACCCUGGUGCUAGCCAUCAUCGUCUUCAUCUUUGCUGUGGUGGGAAUGCAGCUCUUUGGGAAGAGCUAUAAGGACUGCGUGUGUAAGAUUUCCACGGACUGCGAGCUACCGCGCUGGCACAUGAAUGACUUCUUCCACUCCUUCCUCAUCGUUUUCCGGGUGCUGUGCGGAGAAUGGAUUGAGACCAUGUGGGACUGCAUGGAGGUGGCUGGGCAGGCCAUGUGUCUGAUCGUCUUCAUGAUGGUCAUGGUCAUUGGAAACUUGGUGGUGCUGAAUCUCUUCCUUGCCUUGUUGCUGAGCUCCUUCAGCGCUGACAACCUGGCUGCUACAGAUGACGAUGGUGAGAUGAACAACCUCCAGAUCUCCGUCAUUCGCAUCAAAAAGGGCAUCGCUUGGGUUAAAUCCAAAGUUCGACAGCUUGUGAGCAUCAUCCUGAGGAGGAAGGUGAUGGACGAAGCCAAGCCGCUGGAUGAUAUGUACGACAAGAAGCUGAACUGUAUCGCCAACCACACGGGCGUGGACAUCAACCGCGAACUGGACUACCAGAAGAACGGUAACGGAACCACCAGCGGUAUAGGGAGCAGCGUCGGCAAGUACAUGAUCGACGAGGAUCACAUGUCCUUCAUCCACAACCCGAACCUGACCGUGUGCGUACCCAUCGCCGUGGGGGAGUCGGACUUCGAGAACCUCAACACGGAGGACUUCAGCAGCGAGUCGGAAGCUGAGGGCAGCAAAGACGUGAGUCUGGAUGACAGCAGUUCAUCAGAGGGCAGUACCAUCGAUAUUAAACCAGAGGUGGAGGACGUGGUGGUGGUUGAAGCUGUGGAGGAAUAUGUGGACCCAGAGCCUUGCUGGACAGAAGCUUGCGUAGCUCGGUACAAGUGCUGUGAUGUGCCCAUCACGGAAGGGUGGGGCAAACACUGGUGGUUCCUGAGGAAGACCUGCUAUCUCAUAGUGGAACACAACUGGUUUGAGACCCUCAUCAUCUUCAUGAUCCUCCUCAGCAGUGGAGCUUUGGCUUUUGAGGAUGUGUACAUUGAACAGAGAAAGACAAUUCGCAUUAUCCUGGAGUAUGCCGACAGGGUCUUCACCUACAUCUUCAUUUUAGAGAUGUUGCUGAAGUGGGUGGCCUACGGUUUUGUUAAAUAUUUCACCAAUGCCUGGUGCUGGCUGGACUUCUUCAUUGUAGAUGUGUCUAUAGUCAGCCUAAUAGCUAAUGCGCUGGGCUACUCCGAUCUAGGGCCUAUUAAAUCUCUCAGGACACUAAGGGCCCUGAGACCUCUCAGAGCAUUGUCACGUUUUGAAGGGAUGAGGGUGGUAGUCAACGCCUUGGUUGGUGCCAUUCCCUCCAUUAUGAAUGUGUUGCUGGUUUGCCUCAUCUUUUGGCUGAUUUUCAGUAUCAUGGGGGUCAACUUGUUUGCUGGCAAAUACUACUAUUGUUUCAAUGAGACCGCCGAAGAGUACUUUGAUCCGGAGGAGGUCAACAACAAAACACAGUGUUUGGAACUCAUUAAAGCCAAUAAUACUGAAGUGCGAUGGAAGAACGUCAAGAUCAACUUUGACAACGUUGGGGCUGGCUACCUGGCUCUGCUUCAAGUGGCUACCUUCAAGGGUUGGAUGGACAUUAUGUAUGCAGCUGUGGAUUCACGACAGGUGGAGGACCAGCCUAAAUAUGAGGACAACAUUUACAUGUACAUCUAUUUUGUCAUCUUCAUCAUCUUCGGCUCUUUCUUCACUCUCAACCUCUUCAUUGGUGUCAUCAUCGACAACUUCAACCAGCAGAAGAAAAAGUUUGGAGGUCAGGAUAUCUUCAUGACAGAGGAACAGAAGAAGUACUACAAUGCCAUGAAAAAGCUAGGCUCAAAGAAACCACAGAAACCUAUUCCCAGACCUCAGAACAAGAUCCAGGGGAUGGUGUUUGACUUUGUGACUCAGCAGGUCUUUGACAUCUCCAUCAUGAUCUUGAUCUGUCUGAACAUGGUCACUAUGAUGGUAGAAACAGAUGACCAAUCGCAGGAAACAGAGAACAUUCUCUACUGGGUCAACUUCAUCUUCAUUGUGGUCUUCACCUCUGAGUUUGUACUCAAACUCUUUGCCCUACGCCAUUAUUAUUUCACCAAUGGAUGGAACAUCUUUGAUUGUGUUGUAGUCAUUCUUUCCAUCGUAGGUAUGUUCCUGGCCGAUCUGAUUGAGAAGUACUUUGUGUCACCAACGUUGUUCAGGGUCAUCCGUCUGGCUCGAAUUGGCCGUAUCCUGCGUCUGAUCAAAGGAGCCAAGGGCAUCCGGACUUUACUUUUCGCCCUGAUGAUGUCACUGCCAGCCCUGUUCAACAUUGGCCUUCUGCUUUUUUUGGUCAUGUUCAUCUUCUCAAUUUUCGGCAUGUCCAACUUCGCCUAUGUCAAACGAGAGGUUGGCAUCGACGACAUGUACAACUUCGAAACGUUUGGCAACAGCAUGAUCUGCUUGUUCAUGAUAACCACCUCAGCGGGGUGGGAUGGUCUUCUCGCGCCCAUUCUGAACUACCCGCCCGACUGUGACCCAGAGAAGGAGAACCCGGGAACCUCGGUGAAGGGUAACUGCGGUAACCCGUCUGUGGGGAUUUUCUUCUUCGUCAUGUACAUCAUCGUGUCCUUCCUCAUCGUUGUGAACAUGUACAUCGCCAUCAUCUUGGAGAACUUCAGCGUGGCCACUGAGGAGAGCGCCGACCCGCUCUGCGAGGAUGACUUCGAGUCCUUCUACGAGAUCUGGGAGAAGUUCGACCCCACCGCCUCGCAGUUUAUGCCCUUCUCCAAGCUGAGCGAUUUCGCCGACACUCUGGAGCAUCCGCUGCGCGUGCCCAAACCCAACACCAUCGAGCUGAUCGCCAUGGACUUGCCCAUGGUGAGUGACGACCGUAUACACUGCCUGGACAUCCUCUUUGCCUUCACCAAACGUGUGCUGGGCGACAGCGGAGACCUUGACAUGAUGCGCCAACAGAUGGAGGAGCGUUUUAUCGCUGCCAAUCCCUCGAAGGUGUCCUUCGAGCCCAUCACCACCACCCUACGGCGCAAGCAGGAGAAUGUGUCGGCUCAGAUCAUUCAGCGAGCCUAUCGCGCUCACCUGGUUCGACGGGGUUUCAUCUGCAAGCGUCUCCUGAGCAGUAGCAGGCUGGAGAACGGCGGCACCAAUCAGGAGAAGAAGGAAGGGACGCCCUCCACUGCCUCGCUCCCCUCCUACGACAGUGUGACCAAACCAGACAAAGAGAAACAGGAGGAGAGCGACAACAAGGGCAAGAAAGAUAAAAACCAAAAAGACGUCAAGGAAUCCAAGUGUUAG